AUGGUUUUUCAAAAAUUCAAGUUCAAGGAUUCCCAUCGGAAGCGCUUAUUUAUCAGUUAUGGAAAAGAUUGGUUGCUUGUGUUGAUCAUGGCUAUUAUUUUCUUUGCUAUUGAUUCCAUUCAACCAUUUCACCGAGAAUUCUCUAUCAAUGAUACAUCCAUCAUGCAUACCUAUACAGUAAAUGAAUCUGUACCCGUUUGGUUAUUGAUGUUUGUUGCAAUUAUUAUUCCUAUUAUUAUCAUUAUAAUCUAUGCUGGGUUCUUUCGUAGAAACUGGCUUGAUUUUCAUAGUGGUUUAUUAGGCCUCGCUUUAGCUUUAACGAUGACGAUCAUGAUGACAGACGUAAUUAAGAUCACAGUUGGACGACCUCGACCGGAUAUGUUAGAAAGGUGUAAACCACCUCCGGGAAUAGAAAACCCACCUUUACAUUUAUUAAAUUACACUAUAUGUACAGCAGAUCCUCGCUCCUAUGAUAUGAUUGAUGGUUUCAAAAGUUUUCCCAGUGGUCAUUCAUCAUUUUCUUUUGCUGGAUUAGGCUAUUUGGCUUUCUACCUUGCUGGAAAAAUGCAUGUUUUCGAUAGAGGAGGUCACACAUAUAAGAGUUUUGUCUGUUGUGUUCCGUUUCUAGGAGCAUUGUUGAUUGCAAUUUCCCGUGUGCGUGAUUACCGUCACCAUUGGUCCGAUGUAUUUGUGGGAGCGAUCUUUGGCACAGUAUUUGCUUAUUUCUCAUACCGACAGUAUUUUCCUGAUCUAGCCUUUGAGCAUUCACAUUUACCUUAUCCUCCUCGUAUUAAGCGACCUCAAGAUAUAUUCCCUGAAGACGGUGAUCAACCACCUGAUGAAGAACAGACGGUUGGUUCAGGUGAUCUACAUCAAUACGGCGAAUGUAAGUCAUAA
This is a messenger RNA of Mucor mucedo, 897 nucleotides long. RefSeq names its product phosphatidic acid phosphatase type 2/haloperoxidase. The transcript has 6 exons. The record is from RefSeq and is a predicted model, not a curated record. Gene Ontology annotation, molecular function: phosphatidate phosphatase activity. Gene Ontology annotation, biological process: phospholipid metabolic process. The coding region runs from base 1 to 897 and encodes 298 amino acids. Lineage: Eukaryota; Fungi; Mucoromycota; Mucoromycetes; Mucorales; Mucoraceae.